GAAAUCAAACGUAUCAUAUCAUAUGAUAUUCAGCCAUGUUUUUUGACAGCACCACGGCCGUCAGCACGCCGUUAUUCGUCGAGGUCUGUUAGUGUUGUGUCCACUGUCCAGUGGAGCUGUAUCAUAUAGAAACGCAGGGAUGCUGAGGCCCGCGUGUGGAAUGCGCGCGUUGUACAGAGCGACAGAGCAGCUUGGAUACAGAGCGUCACAGAGAGCGUGAACGCGCAUAAGACAGAGAGGGGGCGAGAGAGAUGGGCAUUGGGCAAUCAAAAACCUCACAGCAUCUCUUUCGUGGCAAAAGCUCCCGGAAUCACGGGGAACCGACAGCGGAGCCGGUGAGCGCUAUGACCACCUCCAGUAGCCGGAGUCAGACGCUCGAGAUGCCGAUAGAUUAAACUCGAGACUUAAGUGCUAAAGUCAACGCGUUAAAUCGGCGUUUGUUGCCGGAAAACCGAAAUAAAUCACGUCAAAUACGUUUAAAUGGAAAGAGAGAGUUGUUUAGACUCAUGCAGGGGGAAAACAAGUCAUAGAAGUGAAUUCGUUUUUGUCGUUUAAUUUUCCCCAUUUGCUCUAUGAUGACAGAAGCUGGCGGUCGUUUCCAAACAAGCUUUUCAACGGACAAAUCCAACUAACGUUAGACUUCAUUUACGUAGACGUUCUGUUGAUCGAGCGGCGUGCGUACAAGAUUUCUCACUUUUAAGAUCGUUUCACCUGAAUCUGUUUUAUCUGGGUGUUGUCGGGAUAAACCGUGAAACAUUUCCUGCUGUUGUCGGGCAGCGGAGAAUCUUUUGGCUUAUUCCGAGCUCAGGAUGAUGGAAUUGCGCUGAGCAACGACUGAGAAAACGAGGAAAUACCCACACAUCUCCUAUAUAGCCUACAGACGUCGGAUUUCUGACUGCUACUCAUUCCCAGGAUCUGCAAUCAUCUGCGUGACCUCUUUAACUGACCCCAUGAGGACGGCUGAGGGAGAUGGAACGUAACAGACUUUUCUUCUUUACUUACUGCGGCAUUACCACGAUAACCCUCCAGGGCUGAGCACAACCUCUGCCCCUCAUCCACCCCAACCCUUCCACAGUCCCCCCAUUCCUGUCCUCCCUCUUGCUCCCUGAAAGACCAAAACAAGCCAGCAGGAUCACUUUUUCCUCUUUUGUUAUAAUAGUAAUUUCCUUUGUCCUUCACCCAUGAAAAAGCAAAGCAUAGGUCAAUAAACCAGCGAAGUGAAGAAGGAGAAAACAAGGCAGUCAUGUAUCUGCCCCAUGCUUGUAAACGUAACUUGGGCCAUGCCCGCAAUUCGGAGGCCAUCCAUGCAAGUACUGUCCUCUGGUUGGCAAUGUGGAUCACCUUGACAUCGUGUCAACGCAUUGAUCCCGGCGCUAAAUAUCCCACCGUCACCACAAACUACGGCAAGUUGCGUGGGAUUAAAAAAGAGCUUAACAACGAGAUUUUGGGUCCUGUGGAACAGUACCUUGGCGUCCCCUAUGCUACGGCGCCGAUCGGAGACCGUCGUUUUCAGCCACCUGAAGCUCCUGGGUCCUGGCAGGAAGUGCGGAACGCUACACAGUUCGCCCCUGUUUGCCCACAGAAUGUGCAUGGUGUUUUGCCCGAGAUCAUGCUGCCUGUGUGGUUUACCGAUAACUUAGACGUGGCCGCCACCUACAUUCAGAAUCAGAGCGAAGACUGUCUCUACCUCAACAUCUAUGUGCCCACAGAGGAUGGUCCACUCACAAAAAAACAUGAUGAAUCAACACUGAACCGGCCACGAGAUGAAGACAUCCGUGACCGCAGGAAGAAACCAGUCAUGCUCUUCAUUCACGGCGGCUCUUAUAUGGAAGGAACCGGAAACAUGUUUGACGCCAGUGUUCUUGCGGCAUAUGGGAACGUCAUUGUAGUCACCAUGAACUAUAGGCUGGGAGUUCUGGGUUUUCUUAGCACAGGAGACCAGUCUGCUAAAGGGAACUAUGGUCUGCUGGAUCAAAUCCAGGCCUUGCGUUGGCUGAAAGAGAAUAUUGGACACUUCGGUGGUGACCCUGAAAGGAUCACUAUCUUUGGCUCUGGGGCUGGAGCAUCUUGUGUCAACCUACUCAUCCUGUCCCACCACUCUGAGGGCCUGUUUCAGAGAGCCAUUGCUCAGAGUGGUACAGCCAUCUCCAGCUGGUCCAUUAGCUACCAGCCCUUGAAGUACACUAAGAUUCUGGCCCGUAAAGUGGGAUGCACAUAUGGGGAGACCGCAGAAAUGGUGGACUGUCUCCGCAGGAAAAAUUUCAGAGAGUUAGUGGAUCAGGACAUCCAGCCGGCCCGCUACCAUAUUGCAUUUGGACCUGUGAUGGACGGAGAUGUUGUGCCAGAUGACCCCGAGAUCCUGAUGCAGCAGGGGGAGUUCUUGAACUACGAUCUUCUGAUUGGUGUAAAUCAAGGGGAGGGGCUGAAGUUUGUGGAUGAUGGGGGCACUGAGAGUGAAGAGGGCAUUUCAGCUGCAGCUUUUGACUACACCAUCUCCAACUUUGUCGAUAACCUCUACGGAUACCCUAAAGGUAAAGACAUCCUGAGGGAGACUAUUAAGUUCAUGUACACAGACUGGGCAGACCGAGACAAUGGAGAGAUGCGGCGCAAGACUCUCCUGGCAUUAUUCACUGAUCACCAGUGGGUGGCGCCAGCCGUCGCUACUGCCAAGCUCCACGCGGAUUACCAGUCUCCCGUCUACUUCUACACCUUCUAUCACCACUGCCAGACUGAGACUCGACCCGAAUGGGCAGACGCUGCACACGGAGAUGAGAUCCCAUAUGUGUUUGGUGUGCCCAUGAUUGGAGCAACAGACCUCUUCCCUUGCAACUUUUCCAAAAAUGAUGUCAUGCUUAGCGCUGUGGUGAUGACAUACUGGACCAACUUUGCCAAGACCGGGGAUCCCAACUUGCCUGUUCCUCAGGACACCAAGUUCAUCCACACCAAGCCAAACCGCUUUGAGGAAGUGAUCUGGACCAAGUUCAACUCUAAAGACAAGCAGUAUCUCCACAUUGGCCUGAAGCCUCGCGUCCGGGACAACUACCGAGCAAAUAAGGUUGCCUUCUGGCUGGAACUGGUUCCUCACCUCCACAACCUUCACGAGGAGGUCUUCAGCACCGCCACAACCCGGCUGCCUCCAGGAACCGCCCGUACCCCACACAGGAAGGGACAGGUACCCCGUACGACACGCCAUCCCAUCCCAACCUUCCCUACAGAAUCAGACCCAGAUGGGUCAGAGCCCCCUCGAUUCCCUCCCUUCCCAGGCGACACCCGGGACUACUCAACGGAACUGAGUGUGACGGUAGCUGUUGGCGCAUCGCUCCUCUUCCUCAACAUCCUUGCCUUCGCCGCACUUUACUACAAACGUGACAAACGGCAUGAGAUGCGACGGCACCGCUUAUCCCCUCAACGAGGCAUCCCUGCUAAUGACUUAGCACACAGCCAAGAGGAAGAGAUCAUGUCCCUGCAAAUGAAGCACUCGGAGCACGACGCCCACCACGACAUGGAGCCAUUGCGACCCCAUGAUAUUUUACGCCCCGCAUGCCCACCCGACUACACACUGGCACUGAGGCGGGCGCCCGACGAUGUUCCACUCAUGACCCCUAAUACUAUCACCAUGAUUCCUAGCACCAUCACCGGCAUGCAACCCCUCCAUGCCUUCAACACAUUCCCUACAACCACCGGCCACAACAACACCUUACCCCACCCUCACUCCACCACCCGUGUAUAGUAGAGCCCCCAAACGAGAGGACUAGCUCUCAUCCCAAUCCAGUUUUCUCUCUCUGUCCACCUUUUCAAGCUCCUAAAUGUAAGAUGCUCUCAGUUCAGCUGCCUAGAGCAGUGACAAUGCAUCCUGUUGGCGUUCUCAUAGACACAGUCAAAGGUUUUGUAGAAGUUGUGCACACUAGAGGAACUCUGUUUAUGGACUCUACGGUGAGCAACAGAUUCGGUCGGCAGUGACUCGUAACUUGCUGUUUGUUUUUCCACAUUGUUCUUGAAGAAAAGGGGGCAUCAGUGAUUGACAGUGAUGACAUUUUCCCACUUUUCUUCUUUCACUAAAUUGGCAAAGUGCAGAUUUCAUCCAUCCUUUUUGUCAUUCUCCUUUGUUGUUCCAUUACCGGCCUAUCACUCUCUGUCCGGAUGUGAUCUGUGUCCUUGGAUUAUGUUUUACAUGAAUCAUAGGGGCAUUCGAUUAAAUGACGGAAGCUGGAUAUGUUGUGUUUACCUGCAGUAUUAAAUCAUACCUUGUAACAAGAGACGAAUUGAGAGAAAAUGACAACGUCUGACAGAAGACGAAAUCAAAAGUGCCAGCCUCCUCUUUCACCUUUUUCUCUCGUUUGUGUCAUUUUAUCACGCAUAUUUGACUUGGCUCUGUGUUGUUUCCUAGGAAGAUUUUUCUAUAUAGAAAUAUAAAGACAAAUAUAUAAAAGAAUGAUAUAAAUAUAUUUACAUGGAUUGCUUGGUGGGAUCUAUGCAUGAAAUAUUUUAAAGCACCGAGAAAGACCCCGAGCUGUAAACUCCCACAGCUUAUUUGCAUUUUUAUUUUUGCUCGCUUAAAAAGCCUACAAUAGCCUUCAAUAGCCCCAGUGGUGUUUUCAUCAGCAUUAGCAAAAGUAACAUCCUCCUCAGUCUGACCACUUUAUAGGAAGGUAUCCUCCCACCACAUCAAGACGGAAAGCUAUCGGCAAUAUUCUUUCAAAUGAUUUUUAACAUUCAUAUGCAGUUGUUGGUGCUAUUAUUUGACCAUCAGCCUUGUAGUGGCUCUAACAGAACCGGGCAGUUGCAUAAAUAUGAUGCUUUUACACCUCAACUUGUCUUUCUCUCUCUGUAGCCUCUCUAGUUCUAUCUCUGUCCUCGCUCUUUCAGUUAAACAUCAUUUGCUUUCUGACAACCAAGUUUAAAAAGCAUCUUUUUGUGUGUGUAUUUGUGCGUGUGCACACAUAAAGCGUGUGUUUUCUAGGAAAUAGCUAGGUCUCCUGUGUAUUUUUGUUUCUGUGAAUGUGUGAGUUAAGAGUAUACGUGACAGAGAGGCACAACAAGAGAGAGAAAAGUAGACUUCUGAGUUAGUUCAAUUCCAAUAACACAAAAUCUGUGGCUCUCUAUCAUUCCUUCAGAAAAACAUACCUGGCUUUGGGCCAUUUUACAUACAAAAUAAUUGUAUGUUGUGCUAUAGGUAAAGACUGGAAGCACCUCAUAACAUCAGUUUGAUGUGUUUAUCCACAUCUCUACAUUAUCUCACAUCUAUCUGCACCACACACCUGACCUUUUUGGUUACGACAAGCACAGCAAAUAGUAGUUGCGGAAAACCAGAUCUAUAUGUAGACAUAUCUUACAGAUAGUUUCUCCACUAUAAGUGUUCAGGUGAAAGAACAAAUGGCUCAGAAUCACUAGAUAGAAUCUGGGGAAUUAACACAGUCACUUAUGUUCUGUUCAUGCCUUGUUAGUCAUAUUUUUCUACCACUGCUGUGUGUCACAGGAGGAUGACCGUUUAAGUCAGGAAAUGUCUCGCUGUUGGUUUAGAUUGCCAGUGUAUUGAGUCUGAGAUGCCCAGGACCAUCAUAACGGAGCAAGAACCAAUGCCAGUAUGCUGCUCGAUGUACUAAAACAUGAACAGGCUUUACAAGCAUUGCAGAGCAAACAUACUGGAGGUUCAGGAUGCCAUGAAAACAGAACUUUAUUCUGCAGUGUGGACUGAAAACAACAACAACUGGACAAUAAACACACUUCAGUUGCAGAUGCAUUCUGGAGACCCGAGAGUGCCGGUUGGACCUGUGGAUAUGUACCAUCUGUGGACUUUUGUGUGGUUGUAAGUAUAACUGAACUCCAUUUUAAACAAACUACGAGGAGUUAACUAGAGCUGCGAACAAAACCACCUCAGUUCUAAUAAUCAAUACUGUAUUAAGAGAUGAGUUCAGACUCUUGUUAUUUCUCACUACUAGAGUGUGAUGUUGUGGUACAUACAGAAUAAAGACUCUACAUCCAUCGCGAGCCAUUCAUUGGGUCUUCAGUUAGGCGUACAGUGAGAGCAGGAUCAAUAGAGAUAAACUGUACAUUUAUACGUGUAAGAACAAAUCAACGGAAAAUAUUUGUAAAUAUUCAGUUACUUGUUUAAUGUUUGGUUUUUAUUUUCUUCGUUUUUUUCUCGUCUAAUGAAAUUUGAAAUACUUUGAGGCCAGGACAACAGGUGCAAGUUCUUAUGCAGCCACCAGCAAAAUUGAUGAAUCUCAUAUGAUAAAUUCACUUUCUGCUGCUUCAUUUAGUUUUGAGAUCUGUGGAUUUGAGAUGAUGUAUUGCUCUUAUAUUUUAGCAUAAUGAGGUUGUGUGUUAUGUAGCAUACCAAUAUCACUUGAAUCAUUAGCUAGUCAUAUUUCUGCACAAGUAUGAUUAGCUGUUCGUUUCAUAUAUAAAGCCUUUGAUAUGGAGAUGAACUGGAAUGUCCAGUUUAUUUAAGCAAAGGAAGCACUGGAAACCAUAGUGGUUAUGAGAAGUUUUUCAUCCGACAUGACCUUGUAGCAUUGAAUUCUUACCAAAAGGUGGUAGAGAUUUUAUGAGACAUCUGAAAUAGGGGAAUGUAUUGUUUUAUGGUCACAUUUAUACACUUAAGUAUACAAGCAUCUAGCAAAAUAACACAGGAUUAGAGAUGGCAUAAAGAGUGCAUGAGGAUCUCAAUAUGUCAAGUCUGAUGGUUUAAAAGUUGCUGAAUAAAUGAAGCACAUGUUAUUACUCCGAGAAAAUGAAUAGAUUCUCCUGGGUCCCAAAGCAAAUUUACACCUGUUGCCCUGUUUUAAUAUACAUGUUCAGAAUCAGAACACCACACUUGAUAAAGAAUAAAAAUGUUAAUAAUGAAUUUUUUUUAAAGAAGGUUAAAAUAUAUAAAUAAAGUGAUGAUAUUUCUCUUUAUUUAGAAGUUAUUACACACUGUAUGCUGUGAUUCUGAUCUGGGGAACAUUAAAGAAAUUCAUAUCCAGA
Carassius gibelio (silver crucian carp) is the source of this 6969-nucleotide messenger RNA. RefSeq names its product neuroligin-2. Gene Ontology annotation, molecular function: neurexin family protein binding; signaling receptor activity. Gene Ontology annotation, cellular component: synapse; postsynaptic specialization membrane; cell surface. The transcript has 9 exons. Bases 1244 to 3730 code for a protein of 828 amino acids. Gene Ontology annotation, biological process: modulation of chemical synaptic transmission; synaptic vesicle endocytosis; chemical synaptic transmission. The record is from RefSeq and is a predicted model, not a curated record. Lineage: Eukaryota; Metazoa; Chordata; Actinopteri; Cypriniformes; Cyprinidae.